AUUUAUUCAGUUUAUUUUAUACUGUGAAGCGGAGCGCUACACAAAAUUGUGCGAAAUACAAAAAAUAUUUACGUGUAGGUACUUUAUGAAAUCAGUGAAUUCAGUGGUUGUGCAGUGAUUUAUUGGUCAAAUAAAAAGCACACAAAUCAAAAUAAUGGACAAAUCUGUGUUAUAGUGAUAAGUUUAAUUUAGGAAGUGGACGAUGGAUGAAAAUAUAGGGAAUGCCAAAUAUUACGAAGGUUGUGGUCAGGAGGGCCCGAUCCGAUGCAUAUUUCUGUGCGAGUUCCACCCGACGGCGGGGCCCACCAUCACCUGCCAGGUGCCAGAGAACUAUAUUUCGAAGGAUAUCUUCGACACCGUGAGCCAUUAUAUCAUACCUAAAGUGCAGUUGCAGCGGUGCACGUUGACAGUAACCCUCCUUGGGUCGAAGAUCCUGGGUUUCCCUGUUCGGCUGGACAACAAGAAGUAUGCUCGCAAUGCAUACUACUUCAACCUAUGCUUCGUCUGUGACGCGUGGGCGAGGACUGUCCACCUUGAGCCACUAGUCAAGAAACUCACAGAGUAUCUGCUAUCCAUGGAGCUGGAGACGGAGUGGCUGUCGCGGCAGUCGCGCUCGGGCGACGCGCGCGCGCUGGGCGGCCUCAUGCGCCAGGUCAUGCGCGACAUCAACAGCCGCCGCAUGUGCACGCUCACCGUGGGCACCACAACCACGCACCUGACCGUGGUCCGCGUGAACAGCGACCCGGCGCCCGUGCGGGACCACCAGGUGCCCGUGUUCUUGUACAGCCGUCACAGCUUCGCGCCAGACCAGUGGGACCUCACCACCAACCAGAUCCUGCCCUACAUAGACGGUUUCAACCACGUGUCCAAGAUCGCGGCGCUCACCGACGUAGAAGUCAGCCUCGUACGCGCGUGUGUCCAGAACCUCGUUUACUACGGGGUGGUGACGCUGGUGCCGAUGUUCCAGUACUGUGCGGUGUAUAGUGCGACCCCCAAGCUGAGGCAGCUGACGCGGUGUGCCGGACUGCAGAGGCAGUGCUUGGAGUUCGCGGCGAGGUCUGCCCGCCAACUGCCCAAAGUGAGCGACGCGUUCCGCAUGUACGCCGGCAUGACGUACGGCACGUGCAUCCGGGAGCUGUGCCGGCGCCUGCGCCCGCAGGACCUCGCCAUCAACGAGCGCAAGCUGGUGCUGUUCGGCGUGCUCGAGGGACUCAUACGCAGGGUCUAUAAGUACCCAAUCAACAUAACGCACGACGACGACGACGCAGACAGCGUGCGCAGCGAACACAGCCAACCUCUAGUCCGGACCUACAACGGCCUGGUCUGUCUCGACGAGCUGUGCUGCCAGGGGGGCCUGACCGCCGCCCAGCUGGAGGAACAGCUCGAGAAUGAUAGCAAUGUCGCCUUCAUUGUCAAGUGAUGUGAGGAUUGGUGUUUCGUUCGCUCUUUUGGAUGUGUCAAGCGAUGUGAGGGUUAGUGUGGUUCGUUCGUUCUUUGAGUGAAGUGACAGAUGACUCCGUUCAUU
This is a messenger RNA of Plutella xylostella (diamondback moth), 1525 nucleotides long. RefSeq names its product GATOR complex protein NPRL2. Gene Ontology annotation, molecular function: GTPase activator activity. The record is from RefSeq and is a predicted model, not a curated record. NCBI's taxonomy places the organism in Eukaryota, Metazoa, Arthropoda, Insecta, Lepidoptera, Plutellidae. Gene Ontology annotation, biological process: positive regulation of autophagy; negative regulation of TORC1 signaling; cellular response to amino acid starvation. Gene Ontology annotation, cellular component: vacuolar membrane; GATOR1 complex.